AUGGAGCUCGUACCCUUCGAUUCCGCAGGGUCGACCUCCAAGAAGCCGGGGAACGUCCCGUGGGCGGAGAUGUUCCGGUCCGCCUCCGCUCGCCGGUCACCGGCGGAGGACCCGAAACCACCUCAACCGCCGCCGGCGCCGGCUAACUACAGCGCCGGCGCCGGAGAAUUGCACCUGGAGCCGCCGGCGAGGCUGGCCCUCUUCAUCGCCAUGGCCCACGCGGGGCUCGCCUUCUCUCUUCUGCUCUUCUAUGGCCUCUACAGGCUUCUUGAGGACUUCCUCCGCCCCAUCCAGUGGGCGGUGCUCUGCUCCAUCCCCCUCCGGGAGAUCCAGCAGGCGCUCGUCUCCUUCUGGAGCGAACCCCUCAGCUCCGGCCUCACCGCCACCCUCCUCGCCGUCCCCGCCGCAGCGUUCCGCUUCUCCGCCGCCACCGUCGUCGAUCUCCGCAUCGCCUUCUCCCACCUCCUCCGCCGUCGCAGACCAGGACAAGGACAGCCCCCCGCCGGGGAGAAGUUAGGGUUCCGGCGACUCCUCCGGUGGCUCGCUUCCUUCGGGGUCUUCGUCCUCGCCUACGAGCAGCUCGGCUCCGGCGCCGUCGCUAUCUUCGUCUCUAUCUUCCUCUUCGCCGAACCUGCGGCGGUCGCCGGCUUCCCCAGCCGCCGGCGGCGGAAGGUCGGCGGAGGGUUCCUCACCGGCGGGAUUCUCAGCCGGCUGAAAACCCUCGUUGCCAUCGCCCUCAUCGCCGGGAUGCUCGCCGGCGUUCUCCUCGGCGGCGCCUUCUUCUCCUACAAGAUCGCCAUGGAGAGCAAGGACGCCGUCGUCUCCAUCAAAUCCCACGUCCAGAGCAGCAACUACGCCGAGAGGGUCGGCUUCCGGCGGUGGAUGGAGGAGAACGACGUCUCCGGCAGGGUCGACAGGUACACCGCCGUGCUCUACGGCGCAGUGCUCGAGCAAGUGGACGGCCUGGCAGUGCAGUACAACCUCACGGACCUCGCCGACGAGCUGAAGCACUUCCUCCUCCUCCUCCACAACCACCCGGCGAGCUCCGCCGCGCCGGCGACGGCACUGGUGUCCUCGGGGUCGAAGCUCCAGUCCCUCGCCGCCAGGCUGAAGAACAGAGAAUGGGCGGGGAUCUACGCAGAGCUCCGCCUAGUUUUCAACGAGUUGCAGGCGACGAGGGCGGAUCUUGUGGGGAAGAUGAAGGGGGCGGCCCUCAACGCGGCGGAGCUGUUGAAGCGGGUGGCCGCCGGAGGGAGCUCCGUCUUCGGCGGCGCCGCCGGCUUGCUCCUAUCCCUCGCCCUCGCCGUGCUCUCCGGCGCGGCCGAGGUGAUCAACUUCGUGUCCCAGACGACGGUCUUCGUCUGGGUUCUCUACUACCUCAUCACGGCGGAGACCGGCGGCGCCACCGAGCAGGUGGUGGGAAUGAUCCCGGUCUCCGACGCCAUGAGAGGCCGCUGCGUGGAAGUCAUCGACGGGGCGAUAAGCAGCGUCCUCCUCGCCACCGCGAAGAUCGCCAUCUUCCAGGGAUGCCUGACAUGGCUGCUCUUCCGGGUCUGCUCCGUCCACUUCCUCUACGUCUCCACCGUGCUUGCCGUCGCAAGCCCGCUGCUACCGGUGCUCCCCGGCUGGCUCUCGACGCUACCGGCGGCCGCGCAGUUGGUGGUGGAAGGGAGAUACAUCAGCGCCGCCGCCGUCUCCGCCGCCCAUCAGACCCUCAUGGGCUACGGAGUCUCCGCCAUCCAGCAGGACAUUCCCGGGUACAACGAGUACCUCACCGGCCUCAGCAUCCUCGGGGGCAUGGCCCUCUUUCCUUCUGCAUUCGAGGUGAACAAUAAAAAUCCAUCUGCGUAUAUAUAUAUUUAUAGAUUCGACUCGAAGAACAUCAGAAUGCCUGUUCUUCCCAAGAAUUGGCAGAAGAACGAUCAAUCCAUCUGUGCAUAUUCAUAGAACAUCAGAAUUUGACUUGGGUGCAGAAUUCCUCACAUAAAUUGCCUGCUCAUACAGAUUUUAUCCGCUGAAGAACAGUCAACCUGUCAAUUUUUAUUUUUUUUAAUCAAGUUUCAAUUUUGGUUUUUUGUUGUUCUAAACCAGGGAGCUAUAAUGGGGCCGCUGAUUAUGACAGUCAUGAUCGCCUUCAAGAAUCUGUACGCGGAGUUUGUUCUUGGUGAUGAGAAGGGCGGGCCGUCGGCGCAGGGUUGA
Molecule: messenger RNA, 2199 nt
Organism: Spirodela intermedia
Lineage: Eukaryota; Viridiplantae; Streptophyta; Magnoliopsida; Alismatales; Araceae
Source: the annotation of a GenBank genome assembly